Molecule: messenger RNA, 2274 nt
Organism: Lachancea dasiensis
Lineage: Eukaryota; Fungi; Ascomycota; Saccharomycetes; Saccharomycetales; Saccharomycetaceae
Source: the annotation of a GenBank genome assembly
AUGAACAAUUCGGCGCCACUGAUGGGCUACUCCGGGCUGGCAGGACAGCCUGGAGCAGUUCAGCCGCAUAUGCCGUCUGUUUUAGGAACUCCAGGCUCUCUACAUCAGCAACUUCAUUUGCAACAACCUCAUUCACAGUUGGGACCUAAUUCCCAAUUGGUACAAGGCCAGGCAGUCGGCCAGGCGCAACAACAGCUACCACCAGGAUUGAUUGGAGCACAGAACGCCGCUGGCUCUGCUUCAAGUGCUUCAGCAAAUGCUGGAAACCCGCUUUAUCAUCCUCACCAAGGUGACCCUUCGCUGCUCCAAAAUCCAAUCUGGAAGCUACAACUCCAACUUGCCGCUGUUUCACGUCAAGCGGUGGGCCAAGCUAAUGUCUAUGCCCGCCAGAGUGCAAUGCGGAAGUACUUGAUUAACAAAAAUCAAGGUACCCCAGGGGUGGGUGUAGCUAAUGCAACCAACCCACUAACUGGUGCCGCCAGUGCUGGCACGCUCAAUGAGAUGUCUGCCUCGCUCGUAGAUAACACCAAGCAAUUGUUAUUAGAUAUGGCUAGUGAUCCAUCUGCUACGAAAGCUCAAGUAGCCUCAUCUAGUGCCAUAUCUACACCAAUAACGCCCAACGCAGAACUCAACGGGGGGGUCAACCCGACGACGCCAUCUUUGCUUCUACAGCACAAGAAACUUUCGCAGUAUAACAUUGACGAAGAUGAUGAAAUAGAACAUCGCAUGGGCGCACCAACGGGUGCCAAAUAUGAUGAUCAACUUUGGCACGCUCUAGAUUUAUCAAAUUUACAGUUAUUCAAUUUGAGCAACUCGUUGUUCAAAUAUGAAUUUCUAACGCGGCUAUAUCUUAAUGGUAACAAUUUAACUUCUUUGCCUAAAGCAGUCAAGCAGUUAAGAAGCUUGAGGGUGUUGGAUUUGUCCCACAACAAGUUGACAGAGCUUCCUUCAGAAUUGGGCUUAUGUCACGAGCUGAAGUAUCUGUACCUAUUUGACAACAUGGUAUCCACGCUUCCCUGGGAAUUUGGCAACCUUUAUAACCUCCAGUUUUUGGGUCUCGAGGGUAAUCCUAUGGAUCGUCAAUUAAUAAAGAUCCUGACAGAGAAAUCUGUCACAGGUUUAAUAUUUUAUCUCAGAGAUAACGCUCCUGAGGUACCCUUACCCCAAGAAAGGAAAUUUAUCGAAAUUAACGUCGAUGGCGAACCAACAGAUGCGUUCAAUUCCUUGAAGGAGUCCGAACAACACCUCAACCGAGAGACUUUGAAGAAAUCCUUCACCGUUCUAUCGUACAAUACUUUAUGCCAGCAUUAUGCCACCCCAAAAAUGUAUCGUUUUACGCCAUCCUGGGCCUUGAGUUGGGAUUUUAGGCGCGAAAAGCUUCAGGAGCAAAUUUUGAAUUACAAUACUGACAUUAUCUGUUUGCAAGAGGUCGAAUCUAAGACGUACGAGGAGUUUUGGGCCCCACUGCUCCGGGAACACGGUUAUACUGGUAUGUUCCACGCCAAAACCAGGGCACGUACGAUGCAGGCAAAGGAUUCUAAGAAGGUGGAUGGAUGUUGUUUUUUCUACAGGGAUUCGGAUUUCAAGAUUGUGUACAAGGAAACAAUUGAUUUCAGUAGUAUAUGGAUGAAACACAAGAAAUUUUUGAGGACGGAGGAUUAUUUGAACCGUGCCAUGAACAAGGACAACAUCGCCAUAGUUGUCAAACUACAACACCAGAAAAGCGGAGAACAUGUAUGGGCGGUAACCACGCAUUUGCACUGGGACCCUCAGUUUAAUGAUGUUAAAACUUUUCAAGUUGGUGUUCUGCUAGAUCACAUGGAGAAGACGAUCAAAGAGCAUAGCGGCGGUACCAGCACACAAGAGCUGAAGAAGGUACCGGUGAUCCUCUGUGGUGAUUUAAAUUCGACGCUUGACUCUGCUGUUUACGACUUGCUACGUACUGGUGCCGUGCGCGACCAUCAGGAUAUUGAGGGCCGAGACUUUGGCUUCAUGUCUCAAAAGAACUUCGCUCAUAACAUUCCCUUGAAAUCAAGUUAUGAGGUAAUUGGCGAGCUUCCUUUUACUAACCUUUCACCACUUUUCACCAGCGUCAUCGACUACAUAUGGUAUUCCCCGCAAGCUCUGCGUGUACGUGGUGUUCUUGGCGAAAUAGACCAGGAAUAUACUUCAAAGUUUAUCGGGUUUCCCAAUGACAAGUUUCCUAGCGACCAUAUUCCGCUUGUUACUCGGUUCGAGUUCACCAAGGGGGUUGGAGGGAGCAGAAAGGCGUAA